Nannospalax galili (Upper Galilee mountains blind mole rat) is the source of this 3251-nucleotide messenger RNA. RefSeq names its product cyclin T1 (gene Ccnt1). Bases 561 to 2738 code for a protein of 725 amino acids. The transcript has 9 exons. Gene Ontology annotation, biological process: regulation of transcription by RNA polymerase II; positive regulation of DNA-templated transcription, elongation. Gene Ontology annotation, molecular function: cyclin-dependent protein serine/threonine kinase activator activity. Gene Ontology annotation, cellular component: cyclin/CDK positive transcription elongation factor complex; nucleus. Lineage: Eukaryota; Metazoa; Chordata; Mammalia; Rodentia; Spalacidae. The record is from RefSeq and is a predicted model, not a curated record.
AUGAUAUUAAUUUCAUUUUAUUCCCUCAAAUUGGUAAUCAGUGCGCAAACGAAGGCACGGCCACUUGGCAUUACUAACAACCUGGAAGCUGCUUUUGUUCCGCCAUGCGACCGGCCAUUCGCUGUCUUUUUACAUUUUUCGGUUUUUUGACAGUCUGAUCUACUUCCUCUGCCGGCUGGGCACCAAAGUUCUCGGAGACGGUUCAGCCCGGGCGGAAGCCACGGCGGCCACGGGGCGCUCGGCUGUCGCGGGGAGGAACGAGGUUUCUAAAUCACUUCGCAGGCCUUCCCGGUCACGUGGCCCGCGCCUGCGCCCAGCUCGCCGGCUUCUGGUCGCUGACUGGCUGCUUACAUGUCUAGCGGGUGCCGGCCGGGAUCAUCCCGGAAGUAGGCGCUUGGUCCUUCCGCCUUCCUCGGCGGAAGUGCGUCACAGACCGGUGGUCGGCUCUUAGCGGAAGUUCGUCACGUCGCAGUGGUCUCGGCACGGCGGACGUGUGUCGCCGCGCAGGUGACGCUGGGAAGUGCUUGCAGCCGCUGCCGCUGCCUUUUGGUGGAAGCACUAUGGAGGGAGAGAGGAAGAGUAACAACAAACGGUGGUACUUUACUCGGGAACAGCUGGAAAACACCCCCUCCCGGCGUUUCGGUAUGGACCCCGAUAAAGAGCUCUCUUCUCGCCAGCAGGCGGCCAACCUCCUCCAGGACAUGGGGCAGCGUCUCAAUGUGUCACAAUUGACCAUCAAUACUGCUAUAGUAUACAUGCAUCGAUUCUACAUGAUUCAGUCUUUUACACAGUUUCAUCGAAAUUCUGUGGCUCCAGCAGCCUUGUUUCUAGCAGCUAAAGUAGAAGAACAGCCAAAAAAAUUGGAACACGUCAUCAAGGUCGCGCAUACUUGUCUCCAUCCGCAGGAGUCACUUCCUGACACGAGGAGUGAGGCCUACCUACAACAAGUCCAAGAUCUGGUGAUUUUAGAGAGCAUCAUUUUGCAGACUUUAGGGUUUGAACUAACAAUUGAUCACCCACAUACACAUGUGGUAAAGUGCACCCAACUUGUUCGAGCAAGCAAGGACUUAGCACAGACAUCUUACUUCAUGGCAACCAACAGCCUGCAUUUGACCACAUUUAGCCUGCAGUACACACCUCCUGUGGUGGCCUGUGUCUGCAUCCAUCUGGCUUGCAAGUGGUCCAACUGGGAGAUCCCAGUCUCAACUGACGGGAAGCACUGGUGGGAGUAUGUUGACGCCACUGUGACCUUGGAACUUUUAGAUGAAUUGACACAUGAAUUUCUACAGAUUCUGGAGAAAACUCCCAACAACAGGCUGAAACGUAUUCGGAAUUGGAGGGCAUGCCAGGCUGCCAGGAAAACAAAACCAGAUGACCGAGGAGCAGAUGAAAACACGUCAGAGCAGACGAUCCUCAAUAUGAUUUCCCAAAGCUCUUCAGACACAACUAUUGCAGGUUUAAUGAGCAUGUCAACUACUUCUACCACAAGUGCAGUGCCUUCCCUUCCUGCCUCUGAAGAGUCAUCAAGCAAUUUAACCAGUGUGGACAUGUUGCAAGGCGAACGGUGGCUGUCUUCACAACCUCCUUUUAAACUAGAACCUGCUCAGGGCCAUCGGACUAGUGAGAAUUUAGCACUUAUAGGAGUUGAUCAUUCCUUGCAGCAUGAUGGUUCAAAUGCAUUUGUUUCCCAGAAGCAGACUAGUAAGAGUGUGCCAUCAGCUAAAGUUUCACUCAAAGAAUACCGUGCAAAGCACGCUGAAGAGUUGGCUGCACAGAAGAGGCAGCUGGAGAACAUGGAGGCCAAUGUGAAGUCACAGUACGCAUAUGCCGCCCAGAAUCUCCUGUCGCACCACGAUAGCCAUUCUUCAGUUAUUCUGAAAAUGCCCAUGGACGGUUCAGAAAACCCUGAACGACCUUUUCUAGAAAAGACUGACAAAUCAGCUUUGAAAAUGAGACUCCCAAUAACUGGUGGAGAUAAAGCCACCUCUUCAAAACCAGAGGAGAUAAAAAUGCGCAUUAAAGUCCAUGCUACUGCUGAUAAGCACAAUUCUGAAGACAGUAUCUCGAAGAGCCGAGAGCACAAAGAAAAGCACAAGACUCACCCGGCUAAUCAUCACCAUCAUCAUAAUCACCAUUCACACAAGCACUCUCACUCACAGCUGCCAGUUGGUGCUGUGAACAAACGUCCAAGUGAUCCAAAACAUAGUAGCCAGACAAGUACCUUAGCACACAAAACUUACAACUUGGCUAGUACUUUGUCCUCUUCGAGCUCUACUCGAAAAAGGGGUCUCCCUGAAGACACUGGGGCAGCAGUAUUUGAUCAUCCAGCCAAGAUUGCGAAGAGUACUAAAUCUUUGAAUUUCCCCUUCCCUCCUCUUCCUACAAUGCCCCAGUUGCCUGGGCAUAGCUCAGACACAAGUGGCCUGCCCUUUUCACAGCCCAGCUGUAAAACUCGGGUUCCCCAUAUGAAACUGGAUAAAAGCCUUCCUGGGGCCAAUGGUCAUAACACAACCCAGUCAAUAGAUUAUCAAGAUACUGUGAACAUGCUCCACUCUCUGCUCAGUGCCCAAGGAGUUCAGCCCACUCAGCCCCCUGCAUUCGAAUUUGUCCAUUCUUACGGUGAAUAUAUGAAUCCACGGGCCAGUGGAAUCUCCUCCAGAUCUAGCAAUACAGACAAACCUCGGCCACCGCCUCUACCAUCAGAACCGCCUCCACCACUUCCACCUCUUCCUAAGUGAGAAAAAGAGGAGAAAACUUAAAAAAAACAUGUUCUUUGUUUUUGUUUUUUGACUACUGAUACUGGACUAAGAAAAUUAUUUCCCUUAUGACAUAUAUAUCACCCUUCUUGGACUAAGGAAUAAACUAAUACUGAGAUAGGUGGGAGGGUUAUGGAGGGCCUCGGUUAUUCUAUCUGCUGCCUCAUACAUCUAUUUUAUUUUAGUUUGUACUAGUAUUAGAGAGAUAGGAUUAUGCUGAAGCUGUGAAGGAUUAAGAGCAUUUUCUCUGUUCUUGGCCUCUCCUCAUCUUAAUUAGGUUGAUUGCAGUAGUUUUAUCUUCUCUUCUUGCCGGAACUGAAACAUGGAGGGUAUGUCAAGCAAUUGUGGAUUAUUUUGGUGUUUAAUAUAUCAGAGGAGAGGAAGUAUUUAAACGUCAUAAUCUUUUAAGAGACUUAAAAAAUAAUUUAAAGAAAGUAAGUUAUCUGUUUAGUUUUUUUAUAUAAUUGGGAAGGGGAUAGGGAUUUGCUGUGUGUA